This is a messenger RNA of Carica papaya (papaya), 878 nucleotides long. The record is from RefSeq and is a predicted model, not a curated record. Lineage: Eukaryota; Viridiplantae; Streptophyta; Magnoliopsida; Brassicales; Caricaceae.
AAGCCCAUAUCUCAUCAAAAACCAAGCCUAAAACCCAAUUGAUCCCGAGCAGUCUAUAUAUCUGGAACCAUAGCUUAUAGACAGCUGGCGAAGAAAGAAGUGGCAGCAUUCAACUCUCUUUGACAUCAUCAGGCCGAUUAGUGAUGGGACAAAAGCAGGGGUUUUUCUUCUCCUUGGGGGGUGUCGGGGGGUUUCCACAUUAUUUCUUUUUCUUAUUUCUUUUUGUGUAUCUUGAUUGUCUUUUACUUUGGUAUAAUAUAAAGCUAUUUUCUUUAUAAAAGCUAUUUGACAGGGUGCACAUGAAACAUCUCAAAGUAUCUUUACAGUGGUUAUGUAAUAUUACUAAAUAAAAGACUGCUUGAGAUGUUACAAUGUGAACAAAUACACAAGAAAAAGCUCUAAUUUUCUCCUUUGCAAUUUUAGGGUUUGCGUAAUAUUAUUGACCAAGAGAUGAUGGAUCAUUGUGAUGAGUUGUAUGAUAUCACAGAUGAAUAUACAGACAGAUGGCUUUCUUCAGCACAUGCCUUAUUGGAAGAGUGUUUGGGUCGGAAGGAAGACUCUGUGGACGGUGACAUCAGUUCUACCAGCCGAACAGUUGGGCACAUAAAUGUUCUUGUGACUUCUGGAGCAUUGAUACCUAGCCUUGUCAAAUGCUUACUGUUUCGACUUAAUGAUUUCAUAGCUCAUAAUAAUGAAACAGAUAAUUCAGUUGCAUGCACAGCGAUAUUUGAAUGUGAACAGUAUACAGCUCAUGGGAGGUUGGUAAACUGCAAUGUUUCAAAUGGAUCAAGGAACGCUAUGAUAAUCAGAAUAUCCGUUUCUGUGUAAUUGGGGAUGGAUGGGAAGAAUGUGUAGCUGCACAGACAAUGCAAUGGCCU